AUGCUGCCUGGGCUGUUUUGGCUGCUUUUCUUCGCCGGCGAUGAAGGCUCUGCCUUGAAGAUGGAGAUGAUCUGGGUUUUAUUGCUGUCUCUGGUGCCGGUAUACAGCAGGGGACAAGGAGUUUACGCUCCUGCUCAGGCCCAAAUCAUCCAUGCUGGGCAGGCAUGUGUGGUGAAGGAAGACAACAUCAGCGAACGCGUUUACACCAUUCGGGAGGGGGACACACUAGUCCUGCAGUGUCUGGUCACAGGACAUCCCCGGCCACAGGUGAGAUGGACCAAAACCGCUGGCAGUGCGUCGGACAAAUUCCAAGAGACGUCAGUGCUUAACGAGACCCUUCGGAUUGAGAAGAUCCAAAGACUGCAGGGGGGCCGCUAUUACUGUAAAGCAGAAAAUGGGGUUGGGGUCCCUGCCAUCAAGUCCAUUCGAGUAGAUGUGCAGUAUCUAGAUGAACCUGUUCUCACUGUUCACCAGACCAUCAGUGAUGUACGUGGCAGCUUCUACCAGGAGAAGACUGUCUUCCUCCGCUGCACAGUCAACUCCAACCCACCAGCUCGCUUCAUCUGGAAACGGGGAGCUGAGACACUUUCCCACAGUCAGGACAAUGGUGUGGACAUCUAUGAGCCCCUCUACACACAGGGUGAAACCAAAGUCCUGAAGCUGAAGAACCUGCGGCCCCAGGAUUACGCCAGCUACACAUGCCAGGUGUCUGUCCGCAAUGUCUGCAGCAUCCCUGACAAAUCCAUCACCUUUCAGCUGACAAACACCACAGCCCCACCUGCUCUGAAGCUAUCUGUCAAUGAAACACUGGUGGUCAACCCUGGUGACAACAUCACCAUGCAGUGCUCUCUGACGGGCGGUGACCCACAGCCGGAUGUGGUUUGGUCUCACUCUCCCGGUCCAAUGCCACCCAACAGCCUUGUGCAAGGAGGCAACCUCUCUCUCUGGAGGAUCCGCGUGGAGGACUCGGGCUACUACAAUUGCACAGCCAUCAACAACGUGGGGAACCCAGCAAAGAAGAUGGUGAACCUGCUGGUGCGCUCCAUGAAGAACGCCACGUUCCAAAUCACCCCUGAUGUGAUCAAGGAGAGCGAGACCAUCCAGUUAGGACAGGACUUGAAGCUGUCAUGCCAUGUGGAUGCAGUCCCCCAGGAGAAGGUUGUCUAUUCCUGGUACAAGAAUGGAAAACCAGCCAGGUUCUCAGACCGGUUGCUCAUCACCAGGAAUGACCCCGAACUCUCACCUGUGACCUGCAGCUUGGAGAUUAUUGACCUGAGGUUCAGUGACUAUGGCACCUACCUAUGUGUGGCUACCUUCCAGGGAGCACCCAUUCCUGACCUCAGUGUGGAGGUGAACAUCUCCUCAGAGACAGUGCCACCAACCAUCAGUGUCCCAAAAGGUCAGUCCACCAUCACCGUCCGGGAGGGCUCCAGAACUGAGCUUCAGUGCGAGGUUCGAGGGAAGCCCAAGCCACCCAUCAUCUGGUCCCGAGUAGAUAAGGAAACCCCUAUGCCUUCGGGAACGAUGACAAUGGAGACAUACGAUGGGAAGCUGCGCCUGGAGAGUGUGAGCCGAGAAAUGAGUGGGACCUAUAAGUGCCAGACAGCCAGGUACAACGGCUUCAACAUCAGGCCCCGGGAAGCCCUGGUGCAGCUCAACGUGCAGUUCCCGCCCGUGGUGGAGCCGGCCUUCCAGGACGUGCGGCAGGGCAUGGGCCGCAGCGUUAGCCUGCGCUGCACCAUGCUGAAGGGCAGCCCCAUGAAGGUGGCCACGUCUGUCUGGCGCUUCAACGGGACCCUUCUGGCACAGCCCCUGGCAGAGCAGCAGGACUACUCGGAGCUGAAGGUGGACAGCGUCAGCCGGGAGACCAGCGGUAGCUACGAGUGCAGCAUUUCCAAUGACGUGGGUGUCUCCACCUGCCUCUUCCAGGUGUCUGCAAAAGCUUACAGCCCAGAGUUUUACUAUGAUACUCCCAACCCCACCUUGAGCCAGAAGCAGUCCAAGAAUUACUCUUACGUCUUGCAGUGGACACAGAAGGAGCCCGAUGCUGUGGAUCCCAUCCUCAAGUACCGCCUGGAAGUCCGGCAGCUGUCUCAGAGAAACACCAUCCAAACCUUCAUUCCUGUGCAGAAAAUGGAGAAAGGCCUGUUGCUGGAGCACAUCUUGCCCAAUCUGAAAGUGCCUCAGAGCUAUGAAGUUCGCCUGACACCCAUCACCAGCUUUGGGGCUGGAGAUAUGGCUGCUCGCAUCAUCCGGUACAUGGAACCAAUCAACUAUCCCAACCCAACAGACAACACCUGCCGCUUUGAGGAUGAGAAGAUCUGUGGCUUCGUGCAGGACAAGAUGGACAAUUUUGACUGGACACGGCAGAACGCUCUGACCCAGAACCCCAAACGUACCGUCAACACAGGGCCCCCCACGGACAUCAGCGGUACGCCGGAGGGUUAUUACAUGUUCAUUGAAGCGUCCCGGCCGCGGGUGACGGGAGACAAAGCCCGGCUCAUCAGCCCUCUCUACAACAUCACUGCCAAGUAUUACUGUGUCUCCUUCUACUAUCACAUGUACGGGAAGCACAUCGGCUCCCUGAACUUGCUGGUCCGUGUGAGGAACAAGCGAGCCAUCGACACCCAGGUCUGGUCCCUCAGCGGGAACCGGGGCAACAUGUGGCAGCAAGCACACGUGCCCAUAAACCCUCCCGGGCCCUUCCAGAUCAUCUUCGAAGGCGUCCGUGGCACGAGCUACGAGGGGGACAUUGCCAUCGAUGAUGUCACUCUGAAAAAGGGGGACUGUCCAAGGAAGCCCAUCGGACCGAAUAAGGCGGUUGCUCUUCCCGGAAGCGGUGUUCCAGCCCUGCACAGCCCUUGUCUUUGUGGCCCAUUGACUUUCUUCCUUUACGUGCUGCUCAGAUGAUGGCAAGCAAGCGCUCCUUUCUUCGGACCGAGACAUUCCUGCUCCUUUCCUACUCAGUCACCUCUGCUCCUCUUCCUCCCCUCCUCACUGGCACACCAAAGUGUCCAUAUGUUACCAAAGACUGACAGGCAU
Molecule: messenger RNA, 3042 nt
Organism: Colius striatus (speckled mousebird)
Lineage: Eukaryota; Metazoa; Chordata; Aves; Coliiformes; Coliidae
Gene: MDGA1
Product: MAM domain containing glycosylphosphatidylinositol anchor 1
Exons: 17
Coding region: 1-2910 (969 amino acids)
Biological process (GO): homophilic cell-cell adhesion
Cellular component (GO): plasma membrane
Molecular function (GO): protein binding
Source: RefSeq, a predicted model, not a curated record